Molecule: messenger RNA, 1116 nt
Organism: Fonticula alba
Lineage: Eukaryota; Rotosphaerida; Fonticulaceae
Exons: 1
Coding region: 317-868 (183 amino acids)
Source: RefSeq, a predicted model, not a curated record
AUCCAGCAACGCAAGCAGGCCUCGGGGGCGCUGUCGGCGAAAACCACGCGCCGAUGCCCUUCCACUCGACACGGCAGCGCCAUAGCCCUAGCCAGAUGGGCUGCCGCCCUCGGCGAGGGCGUUUCACUCAUGCAGGAGCGGCGGCGCCGCCAAUUCCCCCCCUGCCAGCUAGCCAACCCGGCAGAGAGCACAGGCCUGGGUCUGGUCUUGGACCUUGCUGGCGCCUGCCCGGCCGGUCGUGAUCGCCACCUUGGCACUGAUCAUUCCCGGGUUGUGUCACUUUUUCCGCUGGAAUGAGAGCGCCGCCUCUGGCUGCAUGCUGGCACACCAGACCCGCCCUCGAUGCUUCGGCCCGGUGCCUAUUGCAAUGACCUCAAAGCCCGGGAGCAUGGCAUCCCCCACGCAGGCCAUGGGGCAUCUGCGGCCGCCGGCCCGCGCGAGCGCGGAGGCAUGCUGUCAAGCAGGCGCUGGUUGGCCCCGCCCCGCGGCUCGCCUGCACGUGUGGCCGGCCCCUUCCAAGAGCGCUCGGAGGAUGCUCUCCUGGCACCAUGGGCAGCCGCAAGCACCGAGUGCCUGCUCCGAUCCACCCGUUGGGUGGCCUCUUUCCGACGCGUCACCGCCCCUUUUUUUCCCACACACCGCGUCGCAAAUAGCACCAUCUGGGGCCCCGGCACCUUUGACCCUCCAUCGCCGGAGCCGGCAUCUCAGCCAGCCGGCGUGGCAGGCCAGAUCCUCUCAUCAUGGUCGCACCUGCGUUCUUAGCCCCCACAGGCACCGCUGCGAUGGCCCCCUCCCCGCCCGAGGUCGGGCCCUGCGCGGACGCCAUGGAGGAACCACAACGCCAACGGAUGACCCAGGCGUCCGAUGACCGCGUGUCUUCCCGACAUGGGUGUCCCAUGCCGAGCCUCGCUUUGCAAGCGCCGGGGUUGCCCACGUCGUGCCUUGGCCAUCGGUGGCUCCGAGGCGUCGAUGCCCCGGCAGUGGGUCAGGAGCCUUCGCGCGGACAGACACAAGCGCAAACCCUCGCUCGGCCUCGGAGCCGGGUGGAAAAUGAAGAGUUUUUGUUCCGGCGGCGAGCCCCCUACGCCAUGUAAGCCUGUUUAGCUCAGUUGGUAG